GACCCGCUCCCAUAGCGGAGAGGAGCGAACGAUAAGACCCAACAGUAGAGAGGGACGUGUGAAACCCGGCACCGCUUCAAUCAUUAGUGACUUUUAGUGCCCGGACUCAAAAGGAAACCUCUUCUCACAAUCGGCUUCCAUUGAAGAAUCUGAUAAGAAAUAAAACUCGAAGUGAUAUAGAAAAACAGCCACAUCAACGCCAUGUUUGACGCUGUCGUAGUCGGAAGCGGGGCUGCAGGUAUAGCCACCGUGGGCAACAUCCUCGAAUGCCAUGAAUCCGCGAGUAUCCUCUGGAUAGAUCCAGAGUUUAACGGCGGAAGGAUCACGAAGAAGUAUCUGGACGUCUCGAGCAACACCAAGGUUGCAGUCUUUCUGCAGUUCGCCCACGCUCUUGAGCCCUUCCGUGAGAUCGUUCGGUCGACUCCGAAGCCGAACGCAGUCCACCAUCUUGAAUGUCUCGACACGAACUCAGGCUGCGAUCUGCAGUAUGCCUCCGACAUGCUCUUGAUGCUCACCGAUGGACUCAAGCAACUUCCAAACAUCCAGCCGCUGGUCGGCACUGUGAUUGAAGCUACCUAUGAUAGCCAAUCUGAGGUCUGGUCGAUUCAAGCGCAGGACGACGAAUCCUCGUCCAUCAUUCACGACAUAUACACACGCAAGCUUGUUUUGUGUACAGGCUCAUCACCUUCAGUGUGCGACGUCGGUCCAGCUGGCCAGGUACUCAAACAGAUUGAUCUUGAUGUAGCUCUGGACCGACCAACGCUGAGAGAGAAGUUGUGGUCCGAGAAUGGGGCGACCGUAGCGGUCGUCGGAUCUUCGCACAGCGCCAUCGUGGUCAUUAUGCACCUGUUCGAAUUAGCAACGACAACCCAUCCACGUCUCAGGAUCAAGUGGUUCACACGUAAGCCAUUGCGUUACGCCACUCAAAUGGAGGGCUGGAUCCUCCUUGACAACACCGGGCUCAAAGGCAAAUCCGCCGAGUUUGCACGCAGCCACCUCGAGGAUGACAAGAUCAAGCUGUCGCCUGUAGGCCAAUACCUUGAGAAGUUCGACUGUUCGGUGAAAGAGAAUGAGGUAUACCAAGCCCAACUGCCUCAAUGCACACAUGUGGUGCAAGCCAUCGGGUUCACUCGAGAUCCCGUUCCACCUCUUCGAAUGGGCCUUUUGCCUCUUGACAAGCUCGCGUACGACAAUCGGACAGGCUUGUUCCAUGACAGUAAAGGUCAACUCAUCCCGGGAUUGUGCGGAGCGGGCAUUGCAUUUCCUGAGCGAGUUGUAGACCCGGCAGGGAACGCGGAGUACGCGGUUGGCUUCUGGAAGUUCAUGAGGUAUCUGCGAAGGGUGGUUCCAGAGCACUGGGGCAUCAGCAAGCAAGGAGAGAUGGUUCGAGUACCAAAUUGAUACUGGUGGGAUUCUGCCAGAGUUGACAGCAUGGCGAACAUAGAUAUUCU
This is a messenger RNA of Exophiala viscosa, 1451 nucleotides long. RefSeq names its product pyridine nucleotide-disulfide oxidoreductase-domain-containing protein. The record is from RefSeq and is a predicted model, not a curated record. Lineage: Eukaryota; Fungi; Ascomycota; Eurotiomycetes; Chaetothyriales; Herpotrichiellaceae. The transcript is spliced from 3 exons. Bases 202 to 1401 code for a protein of 399 amino acids.